UAUUUUAUGAGUCAAAAGAGAAGUUUUUAGACGCUUGUAAUUUAUUUAACGUAGUUUUAAAAGUGGAUCAAAACACAGAAUCAGCAUUUUACCUGGGGAUACACGCGGCUGAACUUACUAUUAGGUGCGAAGAUCGACAGGCUCUGCCAGUGAAUAAUCCAUAUCGGAUACUAUUAGCAACACAGUUUCUUCCGUUUAUACUACGGCGGAAAAUCACAGUGUAUGACAACGACUCUCCGACCACAACGAUCACACCAACAACUUCUUCGGUAUCCAACGUACGAAUAACCGCAAAACAUUCCAAGUCAGUCAGUGCAUCUACACAAACUGCCAAAACAUAUGCAUCCAAGAAACGGACAGACAAUCGAGUACAGUUCAAGCAACUUGUCUCGUGGCUCUAUCGCACACAAAGUUAUUACCUGGCAGUGAAGGAGUGGAGGUCAUUAUUUGAAGUAUCUCUAGAGGUGUUGAGCAAGUGUGGGUAUCUGAAACUGGAAAGUUCAGCAGCGAUCAGGGUAGUAGAUCUUUUUGAUCAGCCACUCAAGUUUGCCGAAAAACUUUUCGAUCUCAUCACUCGAAAGAAAUUCGCAGACAAGCGCCAGUCAGCCAUUGCCAUUUCCAUUGGGGUCGCAUGCUUUAUUUAUCAUUGUUUCGAAUAUUACGAACGUGUUUUUGGAGACAAGUCUAGAUCCGAUGACGGGAACAGUACCUGUCCGAUACCGGCAACUGGAAACGAGUCCAAUAGAUUAAUACUGACUCCCAUCAUGCAGUCUACUGCUUCAUAUCAUGCAUCAAAACUAGGGUCAGAUGCUGCGACUGCAAAGAACAUUAACACGUUUCCGAAUCAGACAAGGAGCACCAAGAAGAAUGCUGUUAGAAAAGACAGCUCGUAUCCACAACGAACAAAAAAAAGAAAAAUCCGUCAAUCGAAUAGCUGUGAACGUUAUGAUGUUAUGAAAGUUAGCAAUCUUCUUAUAUCCGAAGAGGUUCCGCAACAAGCUGAUGACGUGAGUGAUAAUUCUGAUGAUGAUAGCGUCUCGCUAGCGCAAGAAGCAGAGGAUGCGGAUAGCCAAGAAGUGAACGAUGACAUAGCCAGCGAAGCUAUACUAUAUUUGGAAAUAGCUGGCGAUUGCUGGAUACGGUUAAAAAAAAUGAUUGACAACGCCAACAGUGAUGUGGAACAAGCCGUAUUAAUACUAGCACUAAUGCCCCAGUUUUCUCUCACACCCAUGUUCCGUCCCCAGGCAACAGAUGAACCACUCUCACAAUCCCAUAGUAAUAGUAAUAAUAAAUAG
This is a messenger RNA of Paraglomus occultum, 1295 nucleotides long. NCBI's taxonomy places the organism in Eukaryota, Fungi, Glomeromycota, Glomeromycetes, Paraglomerales, Paraglomeraceae. The record is from the annotation of a GenBank genome assembly.